AUGUCAUUUCUGCUUUAAAUAUCGCCGCCCAGAAGUUUAAGUGGAUUCCAGAUUACCAGUACGAGAUUUUUUCAUCAGGGCAGUGGCUCUGUAAGGUUUUAGUUGAUGGUAAAGAAUAUCAAUCUAUGCCAUGUUACAAUAGACAAGAAGCCAAGCUUGCAGCAGCUGAAGCAUUUUUCGCUGGUCAUCGGAGAUCUGAUAGUGAUACUUUCGCAGAUAUACUGAAACAUUGGAUGGAAAUGCCUGUUGACGCGACCUGCAAGGCAGAUCAUACAGGUACGUAUGUCAUGCUUUCAUCAAUAUCUUCCUUAAAAACACUACUUGUGUAG
Pecten maximus is the source of this 329-nucleotide messenger RNA. RefSeq lists its product as uncharacterized. The record is from RefSeq and is a predicted model, not a curated record. Lineage: Eukaryota; Metazoa; Mollusca; Bivalvia; Pectinida; Pectinidae.